Messenger RNA from Tachysurus fulvidraco (yellow catfish), 7534 nucleotides. RefSeq names its product kelch domain-containing protein 8B. NCBI's taxonomy places the organism in Eukaryota, Metazoa, Chordata, Actinopteri, Siluriformes, Bagridae. Gene Ontology annotation, molecular function: protein binding. The coding region runs from base 1244 to 2323 and encodes 359 amino acids. The transcript is spliced from 7 exons. The record is from RefSeq and is a predicted model, not a curated record.
UAAAAAUAGCAUAUGAGACUGGAUAGUGGGGGUUUUUUUUUUAUGUUAUUAAGAUGUUAUUUAGCAUCAUCAGUGCAUGUUCAGUGAUCCGAACAAGAGAACAGUGUAUGGGUUUAUGUUUCACGAUCAAAAUAAUAGACACAUUCUGAAGGCACAUUAUAAAACAGUAGGCAGGGCAAGUGGGCAAGCGUUUCCUUGCCUCGGGAUGAACGGAUGUAAUGUGCGCAUCCAUGCAGCGCAGCACAGGAGAGGGAGGGUGAGAGGACGCAGCGCAAACAUUCUCACGCACAGCGUUUAUCCAGGACCAUAAACCAAAAAAUAAAAAAAACAAAAGCACGCAACGGCCACACGACUUGGAGACAGAAACAGCACGAGCGGAAAAAAGAGACAAACCGUUGCUUGAACUUUCCUGGAGAUUACGCAUGUGGACUCGUGCACUGGGGACACUUGCUCGACAGACACACAAUAAAGGAAAUCAUAUGAAAGCUGACUACAGACCACUGUCUGUAUCUAUCAAGCCCACUGGACUCCUAUCUGAUGAAAAUACAUCGGCUGGAAAAUAUUUUCUACAAAUUAUGCGGGACAAAGUCUUACAACCUUUAGAGCACAAGCAGAUUGACAUCUGAAGAUAAAGUAAAAGGCAGCAUUUUCUCUGCCUCUAGUUUGGUAGUCUGAUUACCCAGAGACUGCCUGCUUCCAAAGGAAUUUCUGCUAUUCUUUGGCUGUGGAGGAGAGGAAUUGAGUACUGCAUGAGAAAUCUCUGUUACGGAUUACUGAGGAUCAAGCCAGACCAACACCCCGUGAUCAGUAAUGGCAUCUGUUAAUUGGAAUUAUACCUGAAACGUGAUCAAAUUACAGAAAGUCAAAAAGUUGCUUUUAUCCUGUUGGAUUAUCACUUCUGACGUGUAUGUCAGUUUUCCAGUGUUUUGUUUCAACUGAUUCACUGAUCCACCAAUGUAGCGAAACAAAGAAGUGUAUAUAUAAAUCUGGUGGGCAAAGGGACAAAAAUGUAUAAAAAAUUAGGCAAAAUAUUUUGUUCCAUUUAUUGCAGCUGAAUUCCUGCUUCUGCUUCUGUGGAGGUUUAAAAAAGCAGUAAACCUCUGCUCCUCUGGUAAACUGACAAUAGCUGCUGCACCAGAGACAGCAUUUGUCCUGUUAGUUUAUCAGCUCUUACUUUAUUUGCCUUGUUUCUCUUCUGCCUGGCCCCUGUAAUGUUCCAUUGCCUCCGUGCCAACAUAAAGCCAUGCCAGUGCCUGAGAUGGCUGUAAGUCCUUUGAAAUCUUUACAAUGGGAGGUCUUCCCCCCAAUGGCUACAUGCCGGGUUUACUGCACACCUGUUCUCUGGGGUGACCGUCUUUAUGUGAUCGGGGGCUGCAGCGAGAGUGGAAUGCCUCUAGACUCUGUAGAGGUCCUGGACUUAGAGAGCCAAAGCUGGUGUCAGCUCCCCCCAUUGCCCACUGCCAGGGCAGGGGCUUCGGCUGUGGCACUGGGGGACCAACUGGUGGUGAUGGGAGGCAUGGAUGCUCAGCAGAGCCCUCUGGCAUCAGUGGAGGUCUACCACCCUGACGAGGGCAAGUGGGAGAGGAAAACUGGAUUGGGACAGGCAUCAAUGGGCAUAACUGCCUUGGAGAUAGAGGGCAAGGUGUACGCACUGGGGGGUAUGGGUUCUGACACCAGUCCGCAGGCACUGGUGAGAGUCUAUGAGCCAGUUAAGGAUCAGUGGCUAUCUCUGGCUUCUAUGCCCACUCCACGCUAUGGAGCCUUCUCCUUCCUGCGUGGCAACAAGCUCUACGUUCUCGGUGGACGUCAGGGCAAGAUGCCAGUGACCGCAUUUGAGGCCUUUGACUUGGAGAUGAAUAGCUGGACACGCUACCCAUGCAUCCCUAGCCGCAGGGCCUUCUCUAGCUGUGCCGCCACAGAGCGUGCCUUCUACAGCCUAGGUGGACUUCAGCAGCCCGGCCCUCACAACUUCUACUCUAGACCACACUUCGUCUCCACUGUGGAGGAAUAUGACACAGAACAGGGUGUUUGGCUGAAGCCCACACGGAGCUGCCGGAUGAGAGAAAAGCGUGCAGACUUUGUGGCUGGCUGUCUCGGUGGACGGGUGAUUGUUGCCGGGGGGCUGGGUAAUCAGCCUUCGCCUUUAGCCUCAGCAGAGAGUUACAACCAUGUGAAGAGGAGGUGGGAGGCUGUGGCACCGAUGCCCACCCCGCGCUGUUCCUGUACCCAACUCCAAACCACGAACAUGCUAUUCCUAAUCGGUGGCGUAUCACAGGGUCCCAGCAACGCAGUCGAGGCUCUCUGUCUGCAAGAAAGUGUCUGACACACCAACCGUUGUUUUUUUUUGCACCUAUAAAGGACAUGUUCUGGACUCUGCAGGCAUAAGAGACAUGCAGAUGAAUCUCUCUGCUGAUGCAGAGUCUUGCUUUGCCUGAGUCCACCUUCAAUGGAGUUUACUGGAGACAAUCUACAAGAGUCUAGACAGAAACAAAUAAAUCUCGGGGUGGAAUAAAGACUUCGAUGUCUCAGACAAGCAAGCAAAAAAAUACACAAAACCACAAAGGCAGAGGUGCAGAUGCCUUUGAAUUGUACAGUUUUUUUUGUUUGUUUGUUUGUGUUUUUUUUUAUUGUUUGUUUGUUUGUUUGUUUUUUCAAAAAUCAAAGCAGGGUACUUUUCUGGCUAAAUUCAAAAGGAACUUAGGGCCAUAUCCACCAUGCUGCCGCAGAGUUCAACUGCAGUAGCAUGUUUAGCACUUUUUCUAUUGUAUUUGAGAAAAAGCAAAGAUGGAGUGGAUCUUUGCCGAAGUGGAGGCGUAUGUCUGUGUGUUUUUGUAUCUUCACAGCCAUGCAUGUGUGAAAUUUAGCACUAUUAUUCUUGGAGCAAAAAGAACAUGUUAUGGUAUGGUCUAAGGCGGUAAUGAAGACAGAGUAAGUCGAGCUUAGACAGCCAUAGCAUGUUUUCUAGGAAGUGUCAGAGCCCUGCAUAAUGCAUUUAGUACUACUUUAAAAAUUACUACUUUAAUAUAUCUAUAAUAUUCCCUAAAUGAGCACUUGGUGUAAAAGCUGAUGGGCCCAGUAAAUGGAUUACAAGAUAGUGUAGAAAGUAAGCAGAUGGUGUCAUGCUAUGUCUAGAGUUGUUCUUAAUGGAAAAUAGAUUUUUUUAGUUUUUAUUUAUUUAUUUAUUUAUUAAAUCAUCUAAGGUUGUUAUGUGGAUGCUCAGAUCAAACACAACUUUGUCAGGAAAUAUACACAAAUGUACUGCCUAGGACACAUAUACACAAACACGCACAUCACAUGACAUAUGCUUGGUAUGUACUUCACUGGUGCUUUUGUGUAUUUCACAUCAGAUUAAUGGAAAAUGGUAGAACAUGCAGGUAUAUUAUGUGUAUAAAAGACAGAGUUGGAAAUAAUGGUGGCAACACCUGAGAGCCCUAGGUUUUGGCCCUAAAUGAAAGAAAAAAAUUUUAAUUUUAAAGAAAGAAAACAACAAAAAAGCCUGUGUUCCAAAUUGCUUACUACCAUUUUAAAUAGUAUGUCAAAAUAGUAUCUGUGUUGUCAGUAUCAGUAUCUUUAGUAGUGUACUAUAUACUUUGACAUACUCUUUAGUGCAGUAUUAUUUAGGGGAUGUAGCAUGCCACUGUGAAAGAGCUUCCCCGAAUGUAAACAGUGCUCGACCAUUUAAAUCCAGAAUUGUAGCUAGCUACAGCUAAUGAGAAGAAGUUAAGGCACUUUGUUUAUUGUCUUAAAAGAUAUUUAGUUUCUUUGCUUUUAAUUCUGUUUCUAAGAAUGGACUCUGACAAGUGGGACACAGCAAAAACAAAAACUACAGGUCAGUCAGCCACCAGUGUAACUAGCUUGCUGUUUUAUGGCCUUGAGGCAUAAUAAUACCCUAGGCAUGUCUCACAGCCCAACCUUAACAGGAUGCCUGGUACAUGAUAAUAAGUCCCAUACAUAUUCACAAUGUCAUAUUAAAACUGUCUCUAGGGUUUUCUGCAGCUUUGCAGUCUUUCCCAUGAGGGAGGGAUAAACUGUCUCAGACGAAUGCUGUGAGAAUGACGAAGACAUUCAUUUACCUCCAGCAUUCGAGUGACACAUGGCUUGCAGACGAAAGUGACGAUCACUGAACCAUGCACAUAUGGUCCAUGCACACAUGUACACACCCACUCUUACCAAGAACGUCUUGUUUGUUUAGACUUACACAUCCCUAAUGAGACCAACUGUUAUAGUCUGCAGACUGUAGUCUUUUUUCAGCAUGUCAUAGUAGAAAUUUGAUAGCUCAUGAUGUUGCACUGUGCUUGUGCAGAGACAGCGUGGAAACACAUGAGAAUGCGUCUACAAGGAAGUAGUGCUAAUAGAAAAGGAAGGCUUAUUUUCGUCGUCCUGCUACACCUUCACAAGCUCUAUUGCGCUACAAAGUCAAUGCACACUUCUACCAUUGUCCAUUGUGUAUGGCUCAUUGUCUUGAAUAAGGUUUUGAUGGAAUGUGACAGCCUCUGGGCUCUGUACAGGCAGGGGAUGUACGAAUGCAUUAAUUAAAUGAUGGUGAAAGAGAUAUACCUCUUUUUAAACUUAUGGCAAAACCUUUCAGUGCAGUGUGCAGUCCACUAUUCUGAACUCGCAUAUAUCUUAUUUACAGCCCGAAUAGGAGCAAUAUGAUUUUUUUUCUUCAGCAUCAGGUUUUACAGAGAGUCUAGUAAUAUCUAGUAAUAUAAAUUAAUUAGACCAAUUUAUUUUACUAGGUGAGCUUAAAUAUGUUGGUCUAACAAAGGACACAAGGUGUAAAGUUCAGUUUGAUCUUGAGUAGCAGUGUUGACGUGAUUUUGACCAUGUUUUGUUUGUCAUACAUAUUUCCCUGUGGUGAAUCUCUAGUUUGAACCAGUGAUUUUUAAGUCAGCUUUCCCAGUGCUUUGUGUUUUGUUUGGUCUACAUGCUUGUUUUUGUUCAUCUGUGAUGUGAUAAGUUGUCAUUGUUCACCCUUUUCUGAGAGUUGUGGUGCUGGGUCUGUCCUUUUUUCUCUAUGAUGCUGUGUUUUGACAUUUGUAUUUGAUGUGUAAAUGCAGGUUGUGCUAGCUGAUGGGUGCUGAUGGUGUCUGACAUGACAUUCCGGUACCACAUGUCAGAGCACAGCUGAGUAUGUACCUCCUAUUCAGAAAACCUGCCAAAGAGGACCUCAAUCAAAAAACAGAGAAAAUACCACUAGAAAUAGUGGUAUAUAAAUAGUUGUCUAGAAAAUAUGUAGUGUAGUGUAUAGUGAAAGAGUGUGUAAAAUGUGCAGUUGCAAUCUCCCAAUAGAGAGCAGUUUUAUAUCUCCAAAUCUGUGCCUGUGAUAGGCUUUUGCUGUGUUUACAUCAGAAAUGAAAUGGAAGCCUAAGGUACAUAACAGAUACAAUACACAUAGACAUUAGUCCUUAUUCAUCAAAGUUGUGUAACCUUUAUGAUCGAGUGUAUGCAAAUUCCAACCUCUCCCUGCAAAAUCCUAUUUCAGCUGUGUGCUGUAUCUUUAUGAAACGCUCAUCUUCUUGGUGUGUACAUUUAAGACCGAUGCUAAAUGCUCGAUUUGCAGUUAAAUUGUUGGUAGUAGCAAGUACAAUAUGUUAGAAUUCGAAUAAUAUUCAUAAUCAUAGUUGCGGUCACUGACAUCUCGCUGCAGCAGCACAUUGCAUAAAAAAUGCAGUAAUCUAAUCACCUGAUCAUGUGGCAGCAGCACAAAGAAAGUCAUGAAGAUACAAAGCUUCUGUUAAUGUUUAUAUCAAACAUCAGAAUCCAGAAAAAAAUGGUGGUCUGGUUUCAGAAACUGUUGAUCUUGGAUUUUUAAGAGAAAUAGGAAGGUGUUUUUAGAAAAAAUCCAAUUAACAGUUGUGCAGAGAAGAAAAGGAUCUCCACCUACACAUGACAUUUGACUCUGAGGUGUUGAUGGGCUACAACAGCAUGAAGACCACAUAGGUUUCUGCUCCUGUGAGCUGAGAAGAGAAAGUAAAAGAAGUGAGCAGCUUCUGUACGUCUGAGCCCACUGUAGCCUCGGAUUCCUGUUCCUGGAACCAACAACCUGCCAGUCAAAGUCACUAUCAUUUUGACCUGUAUCUGCAUUAUUUAAUGCAUUGUGGCACUACAUUAUUGGCUGAUUAGAUAACUGCAUUAAUAAGCAGGAAUACAGUGCUUCAAAUUAAAAAGGUCAGUGAGUGUAUAUUAACACACGUUGUUUAAGAUUAUAUAAUUCUAAAGAGUUCUAAAUGAAUAAAACCCUACUUAUAAACAUUUAGAAGAAAAGUCUGAAAAUGGUCCAAUUUACUUUUUCAUUUUGUGCACACUUUCUGUGCCAUUUUGAGAAUACAAUCAGCAACCUUGGACAUAACUCUUCUUUACUGAAUAGUAUUUUCUCCUCUCUGAAAUGCAUUAAUUCUAACCUGCUAAAUGCUUUCCUAUUAUUGGCUCAAUAACGCCUGAGUAAAAUAGGCCAUUUUAAACAGCUGAAAUUGAUUCAUCAGCUGAGCUUGAUUCAUCAUUUGUGCUCAAAUCACAGAUUCUUUUGAUGACAUUCAACAGCUGUAUGACAUCAAACUCCUGCUACAUCACAAGUCUCAAACACUUGUUUUAUUGCAACUUUGAUGAAUAAGGGCCAGGGUGUUUGUAGUGUUAUACUGCUUGCAUUAGCAGGACUGUUAACCCUGCAGGUUAAACCUGCACACUCAACUUCAUUGUAACAGACCUUUUCAGAGCUUUUUUCUAAUAAGAAUUAUGAAUAUGAAUUAGCAUUAAUGGUAUUGAAGCAGGAGUAGUAAUAUACCUACUGUCUCCUGCAUCAUAUUUCCAACAAGCUCACCCUCUUCUGACAAUCAAUCUAAAGCAAUUUUAAAUGAAACCAUCUAAACUGGCAUCAAUCUUGACUUUUUUAAAGACCAUUAAACAGCCAGAGGCAUUAAUUUGUACAUGUAAAAGAAAGACAAGACUUGUCAAUGCUCGAGCAGUUAAUGUACACCAUCAUUGUGGCUGUGGAACAUGUGGCGAGCUUGAUUUAUCACACUAAGUACUUUAUGUGGAGAAGCUUUAAUGAUGCUUCAUGAUGAUGUCAAGAAAUUCAGAAUCACAAUUUGAAGAGUAGCAAAUCUCAUAUUGUAGAGAAGUGGCCUAGUGUUAGAUAUUCUUCUAAUCCACUGUUGUGUAUAACCUAACAUGAAUCCAUGGAGACUGAUAGUUAUUUUUGAACUAUGUUUCUUCCUCAGAGUGGCAUCAAGAAAAAAAAAAUUGAAUGUAACACAUGAAUCAUCAGCAUUGUCUUAAAGUAUUUAAGUGAACGUAAUUCCUCAUUAAUGACAGAACGCUUUAAUUAACCCCUCCAUUUUCAAGUGCAUAUUGUAAAAGCAUAUCAUACACACACCUUCACUCAGACUGGUAUAGUUGCUGAGAGUGCUCUGGGAUAACACGGAUUCGUGCGAGUUUGUGCCAGCAGCUCCGGUCCAGUAGUUCAGUGCCUAUAUAUGUGAGAUAGUGCCUCUACUAUGACUCCUCUAAUAAAAGAUUUGACCAUUUCUGUCCA